UUGCAUGGAAUCGACCAUAGACCGGAGAGAUGCGUCUCCUUCUUUCUUUAUCAAUCUAGUUUCUCUCUCUAAAAUCUGUUUCUGUCAAUGAUUCUCUAACAUGCGUCUUCGCUGAAAUCCAGGUCCUUGGCGUGCCACUCUGAUUCACUGCGCGCUGAAAUUUUCCCUACUUUAUCGAAUUCCCUUCUUUAAUUCCUUUUCUCUUAAGCUUUUGGGUUCACUUAACACUUGCUUUUUUGGGAAUUCGGCCUGUUCUUGCUAUCUGAACUGUAUCUGAAUUUUAUUCAACUCGCUGGAAUUUCUCGAGGUUUUUCCAACUAGCCGCUACCGAUUUGUGAUUUGAGUUUUCUAUCCCUUGCUCGAAAUUCUUCUAUUUUUUCUUCAAUAAGUUGUUUCUGCUUUAUUUCUUUGCUUACUGCAUCUGUACUGUGACUCCCAUUGGGACUAUAUUGUAUUUUCGUUUUUUUUUCCUGUGUAAUCUCUCUACCAAAAACCUGGAGGACUUGGUUUAAUGGGGUGAAGAUCCUGUUUUGGCGGUGUGCAGCGAUGGUUCAAUCCGAUGCCUUUUGUAGAUAGAGGCUCAUCUAGUCAUCUCCCUACAAGUCUUUACAAAGAAAAGGUUGAAGCUAGGUCUGUAGUAAUGGGAACCUCAAGCUCUAAAAUGGAGGAUGAUAAGGCAUUGCAGCUCUGCCGUGAAAGGAAGAAGUUUGUUAGGCAAGCACUUGAUGGCCGGUGCUCACUGGCAGCUGCUCAUGUUUCAUACGUCCAGUCACUGAAAAAUACUGGAAAGGCAUUGAGAAAAUUCACUGAACCUGAAGUGCCAGUGGAGUCUUCAUUAUACACUUCCACUAAUGCAACACCGGAGCCACUUGCAUUAACUGAGAAGACCUUGUCCCAGCUCUCAUUUUCUUCACCAUCUGUGUCACAGCGAAUAGAUGUAACUGAGACCUUCUCUCCCGUGCCCUCCCCUCCUAGCUCUAGUAAAUUCCAGGCAAAUCAUAUGAAAUUUGGCAGCAGCUUUUCUAGAAAAGUUGAAGAAAAACCACCUGAACCCAUGAUAGGUGUAGUGACAUCAUCAGGUACUCCACAAAGUGCCACACCUCAUUCUACUGGAAGGACAGAAGCGUCUUUAUUUGAAGAUUCUUCUCUUCCAGCUGCAGCUUCACCAUGGGAUUUCUUUGGUCUUUACCAUCCUAUUGACCACCAAUUUUCUUUUCAAGAAGGGAAAGCCAUGUACCAAGAGAUGGGGAAUGGUGAUGAUAUAACACAACUAAGGGAGGAGGAAGGAAUUCCUGAGUUGGAAGAUGAUGAAGGGAAUAUUUCUUCUCAUGGAAGUGAAGACUCUGAGGAAUCUGAAGAUGAGUUUGAUGAAGAGCCUUCCACAGAUACUUUAGUUCGAAGAUUUGAGAAUCUUAAAAAUAGAGUUGGUGACAAUGUUGUCGCUAAUGCAGUACCUACCACAGUCAAGCCCCUCACCAAGGAUCAACUUUCUGAGGAACUCACUAAUGCAGAGAAGAUCAACUCUGCUAGUCUAUCACCAUUAAAGGCAGCAUCUACAGAGGCUAAUCUUACUAAGGCAACAAACAAACCAGCAGAAAAAGAAAAUCAUAGUGAAGAUAAAGUUGCUCCUAAGGAUUUCUUUUCAAGCAUGAAAGAAAUUGAAAUUCUGUUUGUAAAGGCUUCUGAAUCUGGCAAAGAAGUUCCAAGAAUGCUUGAAGCAAAUAAGUUGCAUUUUCGGCCAAUGUUCCCAGCAAAAGAAAAAGGUUCUGUGGCAUCUUCAUUUUGGAAGGCAUGUUUCUUGUGUGGUGAAGACCCAAGUCAAAGUACAGAAGAGCCUGCUCAAAACUCAGUUAAGUACUUAACAUGGCAUAGGACGGCAUCAUCUAGAUCUUCUUCAUCCAGGAAUCCUUUAGCAGCAAACUCAAAAGAUGAUAUGGAGGACGUCACAAGUAAUCUCUUUGAUAAUUUCUGUAUGAAUUCUGGUAGUCAUGCAUCAACCUUGGAUAGACUGUAUGCAUGGGAAAGGAAGCUCUAUGACGAAGUCAAGGCAAGUGGGUUGGUCAGAAGGGAAUAUGACAUGAAGUGCAAAAUCUUAAGACACAUGGAAUCAAAAGAAGAGAAGACCGCCACAAUUGAUAAAACCCGUGCUGUAGUCAAGGAUCUACAUUCAAGAAUUAGAGUUGCAAUUCACCGGAUAGACUCUAUAUCAAAGAGGAUCGAGGAAUUAAGGGACAAAGAGCUUCAGCCACAACUUGAGGAGUUGAUUGAAGGGUUAAGUCGGAUGUGGGAAGUGAUGUUCGAAUGCCACAAGCGUCAGUUUCAGAUAAUAUCAGCAGCCUAUAAUAAUAGUCAUGCUACAACCACCCCUCAAUCUGAGGUGCGGAGGCUGAUAACUCCCUAUCUAGAACAUGAACUCCAUGCUCUAUCAUCGAGUUUUGCCAAGUGGAUUGAAGCUCAAAAGUCUUAUCUCGCAUCCAUAGAUGGAUGGCUUGGCAAAUGUGUUGUGCUUAAACAAAAAUCAUCCAAGAGAAAAAAUCGACCGCCCCCCUUGAGAAACUAUGGCCCUCCUAUAUAUGCCACUUGUGGUGUCUGGCUGGAAAAGCUCCAGACAUUACCUACUAAGGAUGUUACAGAUUCUAUAAAGAGUUUAGCGGCUGAAACUGCCCGGUUUUUGCCACGUCAAGAGAAGAAAGGAGCAAAUCAUCCUCAUACAACAACUUGGAAGGAUGAUAACGGUAGUGAGUCUCGAGACAAUUUAUUAGGAGAUGAUGCUUCAGAGGACUGGGUGUCAGGUUUUGAUAGGUUUCGAGCAAGCUUGAUCAGAUUUCUUGGCCAGUUAAAUGAUUUUGCCGGGGCUUCUGUUAAAAUGCACGGAGAACUUCGACAAGCAAUUCAGGAUCGUAAAAAUCAAUACCAUCGGUUGAAUUCUCUUUCUCAAGAUGGCCAUUUGAAUUCUCAGCCUCAAGACAAUCAAUCGAAGGCACAAUCUCAAGCUGUCUAGUCACAAGAAAAAUUCUAUACGAUAUCAGAGAACAUGCAUGAAAAUUCUGUCAAACCCACGAAUCAACUUUACUUUCAGAGACAGUCCCUUGGAGGUUGCAUUCUUACGUGGAAUGAUAUGGAAGGUAAGAAAUAAAAUGCUGAUUGGCUAUAGUUACUUUCCUCGUUUAACAAUAAAAAGUAACUGAUAGAUAUUUGCUUUGAGGAGUUCCUGGUAGAGAAGAGGGAAGAGGCGUGCAUGCAAAGAGUCUGAACUUGUAUGGUGCCAGUUUUGUAAAGAGUGGACUAUCAUACCAGUGAGAUGCAUGUUUCAUCAAUUUGGUCUCAGAAAUAAAUAUCCUUUAAUUUCUUUUCCUUUCUUUUUUGGGAAGAAAGGAGCUCAUCAACAUAGUCAUGCUAUGGACUUAAAUGGAUGGCUGACUGAAACCAUAGCAAUAUCAUAUUGAUGGGUAUUCUCCAAAUUUUUAGUCAUACAUGAUGCCUAUUUCUGAAAAUUAAAUUGAUGAAACAAGUUUCUUCAAGCCUUCAAUGGUAGUUUAUUCAUUUUGUAAACAGAGGAUGCUUGGCAGGACUUCUCUCUUCCUUCAUAUUUUCCGUCACCAAUAAUUUCAUUUUUUUUCAUUGAUGUAUGUAUGUAUGUAUAUGCUUACAAGCCAUGGGGAUUGGAAUUCCUUAAAUUAGCUUUAGAUCUUAAUACAUGUUAUGCUUCUGGUUUC
Prosopis cineraria is the source of this 3716-nucleotide messenger RNA. Its product is annotated as protein ALTERED PHOSPHATE STARVATION RESPONSE 1. Bases 560 to 3001 code for a protein of 813 amino acids. NCBI's taxonomy places the organism in Eukaryota, Viridiplantae, Streptophyta, Magnoliopsida, Fabales, Fabaceae. The record is from RefSeq and is a predicted model, not a curated record. The transcript is spliced from 6 exons.